AUUGUAUGAAAACGAUCUCUUCAGCUCAUAAUAUGAGUGAACGUAUAGUAGCAUUUAAAACUCAUCAUAUUUAUUCAGUGUGUUGAUACACUUGAAAAGAGUCAGUCGUAUAAAAAUAUUCAAAACUUAUUGCUUUUAAUUUUAUACUUUAUAGAAAUAUAUACUCAAAAAUGUUUUUGUGUAAUGGACUUUUUCCGAUAAUUUUUUGUUUUAUUUUGGUGCACUGUGAUUUCGCAUUGACUCAGAAUUUUGAUAAUGGAAGUUCGGAAGAUCAGAAUGUCAAAGAAGAAACUGUUUUAGAUCUUUCAAAUACUGGGAUACUCCAUUUGAAAAAUCCAUUUUUGAAAAGUUCUGUUUUAACUGAAAUCUUUUUGGCGGAUAAUAAUAUUUGGAAAAUAGACAAUGGAGCUUUUGAUAGUUUACCGAAUUUGAAUUACUUGGACUUGAGUGGAAAUUUGAUUAAAUUUGAAGAAUUGAAUUUUGGUGAGCAGUCGAAAAUUGAAACACUAGUUUUGGACCGAGCAAUCAGAAAUCAAAAUCCUGAUGCUUAUCCUUCUGUUUUCAGCGACGAGUGUUCUAGAGUUAAUAUUUAUAGACAUGCAAGUUCAGGCCGUGAUAAUAUAGUUCAAUUUACAAGUUCGUUAAAACUGGAAAAAUUGAAGAAACUGUACUUGCGCCAAAAUAAUAUUAAUUCAAUCAACUUAAAAAAUGUUGGAUUAUUGAAAGAAAUAAUGCCAAAUAUUACUCAUCUUUAUUUGGAUGAUAAUCAUAUGUCAUCAGUGGAUUUCAUUAAAAUUUUACCAGCGACUAUGACUCAUUUGUAUUUAGACAACAACAAGAUAUCGAAAUUUGAAAGUGCUUCGAUGAAUAGUUUAGAGUUUUUAACGAUCAAUGGAAAUCGAAUCAAAAAUUUGUGUGGCAGUUACGGACAAUGCGAAGGAAUGAAAUUAAACAGUGCAGUUAAUUUGCAAACGCUAUCAGUAUCAAAUGUUGAACUCGAAGAAAUUGAAUCAGAUUCAUUUGAAAAUUUAGGAAAUUUGCGCUAUUUGAAUAUUUCUCAUAAUAAAAUUGUUAAAAUUGCUAAACAUACAUUCGAUAAUUUGACAAGUUUGACGACUCUGGAUCUAGAUUACAAUAGACUGGUGACGAUUCCUGAUGUCUGUGGGCUUAAAAACUUAGAAUUUUUGUCUCUGGUUAAUAAUAAAAUAAAAAUAAUGGACACAUCAAGUUUUUGUGGUUUGUCAAAAUUAAAAAAAUUGAAUCUUAGUAAGAAUAUUCUUGACGAAAUUAGUUCCAAAGCAUUAGAUAGUUUUACUGCGCUAGAAGAUUUGGAUCUUUCGGGAAAUAAACUCGUAGUUUUGCCCGAUGAUUGGAUAUCAUCAAAAUUAAAUUUGCGAAGUUUAUAUUUGAAUAAUAAUUUGUUUACAAGUAUUUCGAGUUUAUCGUUAACUGAAAAUGAAAAUCUUGAGUUCUUAAACAUCGGUGGAAAUCCAUUUAAAUUGAUAAGCAUAAAAACACUUAUGACUUUUCCUGCAAAUACAACAGUAGAUAUUGGAUUCAUAAACAACGUACAACCGGCUAUCUCAACUACGGAAUCAUCUUUACAUCAUAAUUGUGAAACUUGUAAGCGUCACUGUUAUCCUUUCAGCUUACCGAAUUUGGUUUACGUAAAUUUAUCGCGAAACAGUUUAUCAAGUGGUGACUUUCCAUUUGGACUAAUAAAUUGUACCAAUCAGUCUGCUAUUGAAACAUUAGUUUUAGAUAAUGUCUAUUCGAAUUCUUAUGUUACAAUAACACUAACAGAUUCUAUAAAAUUACUAAAAUUGAAGAAAUUAUAUUUACGCCAGAACGAUAUAGAAAACAUAAUUUUUGACAGCGUACGGUUGGGUGACAUUAUGCCAAACAUCGCUCAUUUGUAUCUAAAUGAUAACAUUCUUACAUCAUUAAGUUCUUUAAAAUAUCUCCCCAUGACUUUAACUCAUUUACAUCUUGAUAAUAAUCGGAUAUCAAAAUUGGAAAUAGAAUAUUUCAACAACUUAAGAGUCUUAACGAUUAAUAAGAAUAACAUUAAAAAUUUAUGUACUAUUUACAUAAAUUGCAACGGAAUUUCGUUGGCAAGUGCGGUAAAUUUAGAAUUUUUGUCGAUUUCAAACUCAGAACUACAAGGAAUAGAUUCAAAUUCAUUCAGAGAUUUAACAAAUUUACGCCAUUUGGACUUAUCUUUUAAUAUUUUACGUGAAAUGCCAGUAGUACUUCGUUAUUUGGUGAACUUGAAGACACUUCUACUGAACAACAAUCAAAUUGAAACCAUUCCUGAUAUUAGUGUCAUAGUUAGUUUGGAACAUUUUUCAAUAGCAAAUAACAAAAUAGGAUCCAUGGACUGUUCAACUUUUAGCGGUCUAUCAAAUCUUAAAAAAUUAAAUCUUAGCAAUAAUGCUUUGAGUAAAUUUGUUUCUGGAUCAUUGGAUGAUUUAAUAUUAUUAGAAGAAUUAGAUUUUUUGGCAGACUUAUCGUUGACAGAAGCGAAAAAUCUUACAUACUUAAACAUCGGCGGGAAUCCAUUGACAUUGAUAAAUAUCAAGUCAUUAAAAUUUUUACCAGAAAAUACAACAGUCGACAUUGAGAGCAGAAGUUUAGACUGUUUUAUCUACCAGUAUCGUUGUCAGAAUUAUUAUGGAUUCAAAAUGUUUGUGAGUAAUGUACUGAUCCUAAUAUCUCUAUGUGCUGAUUUGGUGCAAUGUGGUCUGUAUCUACGACCAUAUAACCCGUGUGAACCACAGACAGUUUACAUCUCGAGUUGUGAAAAUACAACUCCGGAAGUUAAGAAGGCAGAUAGAGAAGAAUCUGUCUUAGAUUUAUCAAAGACUGGAAUUGUGCGUUUGAAAAAAUCAUUUUUGAACAGUUCUAUUUUAACACACAUUUAUUUGACAGACAAUAACAUUUGGGAUAUUGAAAAAAGUGCUUUUGAUAGUUUACCAAAUUUAAUUUAUUUGAAUCUGACCGGGAAUUUAAUUAAAUUCGAUCAAUUAAAUUUUGGUAAUCAGGUAAAAAUAGAGACUCUGGUUUUAGACAAAGGAAUAAGAAAUCAAGAUCAUUAUGAUUAUUUUUAUUAUUCUGAUGAUGAGUGCUCUAAAGCUAAUACUUACAGGGAAAAAAGUUCAAACAGUGAUAAUAUAAUUGAACUAACAAAUUCUUUCAAAUUAAAAACAUUGAAGGAACUUUAUUUACGCAAAAAUAAUAUUGACUCGAUUUAUUUAAAUGAAAUCAAGUCAUUGGGAGAUGUAAUGCCCAGCAUUAGUCAUCUUUAUCUUGAUGAUAACAGACUUACAUCAGUGGAUUUUAUAAAAUCGCUUCCGUUUUCUUUGACUCAUUUGUAUUUAAAUAAUAACAAAAUAUCAAAAUUUGAAAGCGGGUCUUUAAAUAAUUUGAGACUUUUAACGAUUGAUGGAAAUAUAAUUAAAAAUAUGUGUGGUAGUUACGGACACUGUGAAGGAAUGACUUUAAAAAGUGCGGUCAAUUUGCGCAUACUAUCAGUAUCAAAUACUGGACUUGAAGAAAUUGAAUCGGAUUCAUUCAUAGAUUUGGUAAAUUUACGUGACUUAAAUUUGUCUCAUAAUAAAAUAAUUAAAAUUAUAAAACAUACUUUUAAUUAUUUGAUAAAUUUGAAGACUCUCUACCUUGAUCACAACAAACUGAUGACUGUUCCUGAUAUUUGUGGCCUCAAGAAUUUAGAAUCUCUCACUUUAACACACAAUAAAAUUAAAACCAUCGGAAAAUCGAAUUUUUGUGGUCUUUCGAAUCUGAAGAAAUUGAAUCUUAGCAAUAAUUUACUGAAUGAAAUUGAGGCUGAGUCAUUUAGUAAUUUAGUUGCGCUUACUGAGUUAGACCUUUCCGGAAAUAGGCUUGAAGUUUUGCCAGAUGAUUGGCUUUCAUCGAAAUUAAGUUUACAAUAUUUAUACUUGAACAAUAAUUCGUUUACAAGUAUUGCAAGUUUGUCGUUAACUGGCAUUAAGAAUCUUGAAUUUUUGUACAUCGGCGGAAAUCCAUUUAAAUUGAUAAAUACGAAAACAUUGAUGAGCUUCUCUGCAAACACGACUGUGGAUAUUGGCGAAAUGAGCAGUGGACAUUCAGAUAUGUUUUCGACAGGAUCUUCUUCAUAUUUUUCAAUGUCAUUGUCACUCUUGCUCGUAUAUUCAUACCUAUUUAUCUUAUUAUGUCACUACUUGUAAUAGAUACUGUCGAUAUUAUCAACACUAAUUUUUUUUCAAAUUUACUGUCAUAUUAAUUUCAAUUUUUUUUUACUGUAAUAAUUUAUGUAAUACUGUAAUAUUAAAAAAUAAAUAUAUAUCACCU
Microplitis mediator is the source of this 4353-nucleotide messenger RNA. Its product is annotated as protein artichoke-like. NCBI's taxonomy places the organism in Eukaryota, Metazoa, Arthropoda, Insecta, Hymenoptera, Braconidae. The coding region runs from base 171 to 4229 and encodes 1352 amino acids. Gene Ontology annotation, molecular function: protein binding. The transcript is spliced from 4 exons. The record is from RefSeq and is a predicted model, not a curated record.